AAUUCUAGAGAGAGAGAGGGAGAGGAAUGGGUUUAUUGACACCAACUCCCCUCCAAUACACUUCAAGAAUUGCCCGACAACCCCAGAAUAGCCUCGUUCCUUUCUAAACCGCUGUAUUACAUAGACAAAAACCUCUUUUUUUUUUCGUCGUUGAUUUUCUUGUCCCGUACCGCUUCCCUCUCUCAUCACAAUUCAUUGAAUUCCGGGCUUUCUAAAUUUGCUUCCUUUCAUCAACUUCCCCAGUUCCCCUCUCCCAUGUGGGGGUUUAGAUUGCGAAACGUGAUCAAGAAAACCUGCAUUCUUGUUCUUGAAGUGAAAUAAAAGUUUGGGUUUUUUUUGUUUUGCUGUAGGAAUCGGAGAAGGUGUUGUUCUGGGUCGAAUUCGUUUGAAGAAGUAGCUGGAUUGUGAAGAUUGUUAUUUGAGAAAUUAUGUAUAUUGAGGAACUGAAGGAGGGGGAAACAGGGAGUGAGGAGGAGGAGCCAUGUUCAGAUGUGAAAAGGGUGUUGGUUGGAGCCGGGGCUCGAGCUCUCUUUUAUCCAACUUUACUGUAUAAUGUUCUGAGGAACAAGGUUCAGGCUGAGUUCCGGUGGUGGGAUCGGGUUGAUGAGUUUAUCCUUUUAGGAGCUGUACCAUUUCCUGCUGAUGUCCCUCACUUGAAGGCUCUCGGUGUCUUUGGUGUCGUGACUUUGAAUGAGCCAUACGAGACUUUGGUGCCAACAUCAUUAUACCGUGAUCAUGGCAUCAAUCACUUGGUAAUUCCUACCCGGGACUAUCUUUUUGCACCAUCCUUUCUUGAUAUCAGUCAAGCUGUGGACUUCAUCCAGGGAAACGCAUCUUGUGGCAAAACAACUUAUGUUCACUGUAAAGCUGGCCGUGGUCGCAGCACAACCGUCGUCCUCUGUUACCUGGUCAAACACAAGCAGAUGACACCAGAGGCCGCAUAUGACUAUGUGAGGUCCAUUAGGCCAAGAGUUUCACUCGCCUCAUCCCAGUGGCAGGCUGUUCAAGAGUACUAUUACAGAGUAAGGAAAACUGAAAGUAGUGCCGAUACUUUAUUAGAGAAGGCCUUAAUCCGCCCUUCUAAUGGGGACCUGGCUGCUUUUGAUGACGACUCCCUUGUCCUAGUCACCGAGUCUGACCUUGAUGGAUACGAUGAAAAUCUCGAGUGUGAUUUAGGGGGCAACAACGUGUUGGCUGAGUUGAACCUAGCUUGCAGAGUCCAGUUUGCCGGCCAGGCAGCCAUUGCAAGGCUUUCGUGCCUAUGGCUUAGAUGUAAUCCGGGGCAGAAAACGUCGGGGAAGAAGCUCGAAGGGUCGGUGACACAGAACCAGUUAGAGAUCCAUGUUUAUUGAGAUGCACUCUACUGGCUAGGGAACUUAGGGAAUGUCCUUGGCUUCUAUUUGCGGGAAGCCUUAGGAGAGGUGAGUUGCAAUAAUGGGUUUUCUUUUUUCGCGUUUUUGUAUGAGUAGCAGAUGUGUGAAAGCAUUUCGAUUCUGGAACGCUUUCUCCAAGUGCAAAAACUGUGCUUUGAGUCUUGUCUUUGAAAGAGAAAAAAGUGGUAGGGGCUUUUAAUUUGUGUUAAGAUGAGUUGUGCUAUAAAAUGAAAUCAUAUUUUUUUUCUC
This is a messenger RNA of Ipomoea nil (Japanese morning glory), 1622 nucleotides long. RefSeq names its product putative dual specificity protein phosphatase DSP8. Bases 429 to 1352 code for a protein of 307 amino acids. NCBI's taxonomy places the organism in Eukaryota, Viridiplantae, Streptophyta, Magnoliopsida, Solanales, Convolvulaceae. Gene Ontology annotation, molecular function: protein tyrosine/serine/threonine phosphatase activity; phosphatidylinositol-4,5-bisphosphate 5-phosphatase activity. The record is from RefSeq and is a predicted model, not a curated record. The transcript is spliced from 7 exons. Gene Ontology annotation, biological process: protein dephosphorylation.